CCUUUUACCAUGCAUCAGUUCUGUGUUUUGAUUUCCCUUUUUUUUUUAUCUCGUUCUGGUUUCUCGAUCUUGUUUGCUGAUCGACUGACACACACUUGUUUAUUUUUUUUUACCAUAUUUGGUUUUGUCUUGUCUCUUGAUUUAAUAAACAUCAAUUCAAUUUAAAUAAUUUUUUCCAUCAAUUUUUAUUUGUAUAGCGCUUUUAACAAUGGACUAUGUCUCGAAGCAGCUUUACACAGAUAAUGUGAUUAUGGACCUUCAAAGAAGUAGAUGUACGCAAACAUCCCAAACCAUCUAGAGACGUACCAGCGCCAUUCGGAUUCAUCUUCAUGUAGAGUUUAGACAUUGGACCUCUUUGAAUGUUUAAUGGCAUGGAGGAGUUUGUGUUGGUCUAAAAGUUCUGUAAAGCUGCUUUGAGACAAUUGUAAAAAGUGCUAUAGAAAUAAACUUAAACUAGUAGAUGUAUCCUAUAAUAUAGCGCCGGAGACUGGCUUUUUUUUUUCGCUUUCAAAUGUGUUCACAUCCUCAUCCACUAGAGAGCACUCAGGCUCGAUCAGGCUCAUCCGUUAUCAGUGAUCUGUUUAAUCAAGGAUUUACAAAAACUACAUUGAAAGCAGACAUGCUGGCUGUGCUCCUCAUCAUGGGGGGAUUAGUGUCCCUGAUCCAUGCACAAGAUUUUCCACUGAGCGUGUUGUCGGGCGAAAACGCAGUCAUCACCGGACGAUUCUUCGACUCUUUGCUGCUAAGUUUGCCACCAUGCACCUACGCUGGAAAGAACGUGGACCUAGAGUACCAGGAUUACAACAACAAUAAAAGCUACAUCUUGACCAACAUUUUCAUGGUUUCAAGCUGUGUCUACAUCGGCGACAUGCAAGGAUCAACCGCAGUCAGCAGAAACAUCGGCUACCAGCUGAUGAACCUCACUAAUGGCACACAAUACAAGAUUAACUAUAAGAUUGGAGUGAACAAAAGCACAUCUGUAAUAGUGUAUACAAGAACAGCAGCAGUCAACUACAGAGACGUCGAUUUGGGCUUCACGGGACGCAGUGCAGCGAUGGUGGUGAUCACAUCCAUUCUGUCUGUGGCGAUGUUUGUCCUGCUAAUCGGUAUCAUCAUCGUCUUGCUGUCCCCUAGCGAAGAGUAGAACAUCACGUUCAGAAAUCAGCUCAAUUACAUUAUAUUACACUAUACCUUUCACAAAUAUCAACUGUGGUGAAUAGGUUCAUUUUUUUUUUUUUUUUAAAUCGAGACUUGAGCUAGUUUUUAAGUUAGGAAUUCCUUAAAAUAAGCCUUAUUAAAAAUGGUGUUUUUUUCUUGUUCAUUUUUCCUUAAUCAUUUUAAUACAAACUAUUCUUUCUAAAUAAUGGUUAUUAAUUAGUUAAGUAAUGUUGAACUGUAAACCGAUUGAAUAAUAAAUAUUAAAAUGUG
Messenger RNA from Silurus meridionalis, 1428 nucleotides. RefSeq lists its product as uncharacterized. The record is from RefSeq and is a predicted model, not a curated record. Bases 512 to 1144 code for a protein of 210 amino acids. NCBI's taxonomy places the organism in Eukaryota, Metazoa, Chordata, Actinopteri, Siluriformes, Siluridae. The transcript is spliced from 7 exons.